AUGGGUCAAAGCUCUUCUACCCCUUUGUCUGUAAUGACUGACCGUGAAGAUUGGGAGAGUCAGAAGAAGAAGCCGAUACUCCAGGAAUCCUCUUUAUAUCCUAGCCUGAUUGACUUAGACACUGAAAUCUCACCUCCCCCAUAUAUGCAGCCACCCUUGCCCCCGCAGGUACCACAGGUGUUGUCCGUAGAACAAAGGAGGGACCCAGAACCCUUGGCUCCGCCAUGGGAAGGGGGGCCGGCCCAAGGAACUCGUGGAAGGACUCAAAGGGGCGGAAACUUGUCUGAGGACAGAAGCCGGGAGGCUCCUUCAUCCACCGUUCGGGCAUUCCCUGUCCGGGUGGGGCCAGCAAAUCCCGGUCUUAUUGAUCUCUUAGAUUCUAUCUUGUUUACUCACAAUCCUACUUGGGAUGAUUGUCAGCAGCUGUUGCAGGUGCUCUUCACCACGGAGGAACGGGAGCGAAAACAUGUUCCAGGAGUGGAUGGAAGACCCAUCACGCAGCCCCACCUAAUCGAGGAGGGGUUUCCUUUGAUGCGACCGAACUGGGAUUUUGAACGCGCUGAAGGUAGGGAGUGUCUCUGAGUGUACCACCAGACUCUGAUGGCUGGCCUCUGGGCAGCCUCCAGGAAACCAACGAAUUUGUCUAAGGUAAAUUUGAUAAGGCAGGAGCCAAAUGAUAGUCCAGCAGCCUUUUUAGAGAGGUUAAUGGAGGCUUUCAGGCAGUAUACGCCCAUGGACCCUCAGGCUGAUGAGUCACAUGCAGCAGUCUUGCUAGCCUUUGUUAAUCAGGCAGCUCCGGAUAUCAGGAGGAAGUUACAGAGGAUAGAGAGGUUGGGAGAACAGUCAAUACAGGAUCUGGUGAGGGCAGCUGAGAAAGUGUUUAAUAACAGAGAGACCCCUGAGGAGAGGGUGGAACGAAUUAGACGGGAGGAAAGGGAAUUUAGAGCUAAGGAAAACUGAAGAAAUCAGAAAGAGCUGGCUCAAAUUAUCUUUGCGGGGAUGAGACUGGGACCUGAUUCCCAGAAGACUCGAGACACCCAGCUGAAAGGGAGGGAGAAACCAGCCAGACCGACCCUAAAGAGAGACCAAUGCGCCUAUUGCAAAGAGCAAGGGCACUGGAAAAAUGAGUGCCCCAAGAGAAACCUGAAAAAAAGGACUGUAAGAAAAGAAGAGUCUCCCUCGGGUACCCACAUUUUAUAUGCAGGAGAAGACAGUGAUUAGGGGGGUCAGGGCCCGGCACCCCUCCCCAAGUCCUGAGUAACUAUUAAUGUGGAGGGGAAACCAGUCGGCUUCAUGGUGGAUACAGGAGCCCAAUACUCGGUCCUCAAUCGAAAAUUCGGGCCGAUGUCCAAGAAGACUAGCUUGGUCCAGGGAGCCACCAGGACAAAAAGAUAUUACUGGACUACUAAACGAAAAGUGGACUUGGGAGCCCAACAGGUGUCCCACUCAUUUCUGGUGAUCCCGGAAUGUCCGGCCCCUUUAUUAGGAAGAGACCUAUUGUCCAAAGUCAAUGCGCAAAUUCACUUUGACUCUGGAGGGAUAUCAGUCACAGACGGGCUUGGACAACCAAUUCAUGUUUUAUCCCUGGCACUGAGAGAUGAAUACAGACUAUAUUCACCAAAACCCAGUAUGCUACAAUGGAUCCAAAAAUACCCUCUGGCCUGGGCCGAGACGGCAGGAGUAGGACUGGCAAAACAAAGACCUCCCAUCAUUGUUGAAUUAAAAGCAAAUGCUACCCCUGUGAAGAUAAAGCAGUACCCCAUGAGUCAGGAGGCCCGGCAAGGAAUCACGCCACACAUACAGCACCUCCUGAAGGUAGGGAUUCUUAAAAAGUGCUGGUCCCCAUGGAAUACUCCCCUGCUGCCUGUGAAAAAGCCCAGGGGAAUGGACUUUAGACCCGUCCAAGAUCUUCGUGAAGUCAACAAACGGGUGAGUGACAUUCGUCCCACUGUCCCUAACCCAUACACCCUCCUGAGCGGCUUGCCACCAGACUACAUCUGGUAUACAAUCUUGGACUUAAAAGGUGCCUUUUUCAGUUUGCCUCUGGCCCCCCAGAGCCAAGAGAUCUUCGCAUUCCAAUGGACUGACGAAGACAGUCAAACUGUAGGACAGCUGACCUGGACUCGCUUGCCACAGGGAUUUAAAAACUCGCCAAUGUUGUUCAACGAGGCUCUAGGCAAGGACUUCUGUGAGUACUGGACUAGUCACCCCAACGUUGUCCUAUUGCGAUAUGUGGAUGAGCUCAUGCUGGCCGCUACCACCAAGGAGGCAUGCCUAGAGGCCACAGGCGACCUCCUUCAGAAUUUGGGGACAUUGGGGUACCAGGCAAGUGCAAAGAAGGCCCAGAUUGCUGAACAGGAAGUCAUUUACUUGGGGUACAAAAUAAAACAGGGGCAAAGAUGGUUGACUCAGGCUAUGAAAGAGACUAUUUUACAGAUCCCCGAGCCAACGACUCCUCGGCAAGUGAGGGAGUUCUUAGGGACUGUUGGGUACUGCAGGCUAUGGAUCCUGGGGUUUGCUGAAAAGGCCCGGCCUCUGUAUGAAGGAAGUAGAGAAAAUAAGAACUGGACUUGGACUGAGCCAAUGAGGCGGGCAUUUCAGGAACUCCAGCAGGCAUUGCUAGAAGCCCCGGCCCUAGCUCUCCCUGACCCGGCUAAGCCAUUUCAGCUGUUUGUGGGUGAAAAGCAGGGAGUGGGAAAGGGAGUCCUGACACAGCAAUGGGGACCUUGGAGGUGGCCUGUGGCAUACCUCUCUAAACGGCUGGACCCAGUAGCUGCUGGAUGGCCGCCCUGUCUCUGUAUCAUCGCAGCCGCUGCUCUCCUUGUCCAUGAUGUUGACAAGUUGACUUAUGGACAGCGCCUCCUGGUCUACACUCCCCAUGCCAUAGAGGGGAUCCUCAAACAGCCACCAGGUAAGUGGAUUUCUAACGCUCGCUUAACCCAUUACCAAGCCCUGCUGUUAGAUGCUCCCUGGAUACACUUUCAGACACCUUGUUUUCUAAAUCCUGCUACUCUCUUGCCCAUCCCGGAGGAGGAUGGGCCUCUCCAUGACUGUGUUGAAGUAUUGGCUGAAGUAACCGCCAUACGAAGAGACCUCAGCGACAUACCAUUAAAGGACAGUGAGCUGAUAUGGUUCACAGAUGGGAGCAGUUAUAUAAAGGAUGGGCAGAGAAAAGCAGGGGCAGCCAUAGUAGAUGACACUGGGAGGGUCGUCUGGGCCGAGGCUUUGCCCCCUGGAACAUCCGCCCAAAAAGCAGAACUGAUAGCUGUGACACCAGCACUAGAGAGGGCGAAAGGAGAAAAGAUCACCAUUUACACUGACAGCCGGGAUGCAUUCGGCACCGUGCAUAUUCAAGGCCCUACAUAUAAAGAACAGGGGUUCUUGACGGCAGAGGGAAAAGAGAUUAAGAACCUACCUGAAAUACGCAGACUCUUGGCAGCGGUCCACUUGCCGCAGGUGGUAUCCAUAGUACAUGUCCCAGGACACCAGAAAGGAGAAGAUGCCAGGGCCCGAGGCAACCAUGCUGCCGAUGCAGCAGCCCGCGAGGUGGCCGCUGGAUACUGCCAAGCUCAUGUGCUGGCUGUAGGAUUACCACCGCCGGGGAUGGGGACUCUCCCCCCAAGCCCUAUAUACUCCCCCUCCGAUUUAAGCUGGAUGCAGGAUAACACCAACCGCCCUGCGGGCAAGGAUGGAUGGUAUCGGGACCAGGAUGACAACCUGUUGCUUCCUGCCGACCUGGGCAGACAUCUCUGUACCCAUUUACAUCAAACCACCCAUUUGGGAGAGAAAGACUCUAGCACUCUUACAGACAGUGCGUCUGCGGUUUCCCCAACAAAAGGCAACCAUACAGGACAUAGUCCACACCUGCAAGGCCUGUCAGAUGAUGAGACCAGAAAAAAGACAGUACACGGGUAUAAGGUCAACGACAUUGGACCUUGGUUGCACUGUAACCACGUGCGCUGUGCCACUCCGGAAGAACAGGAAAAGGCCCAGAGAGAAUGGAAGGUAACACCACAUCCCUCCAACCAUUUAAAGAUGAAGCUCACCCAUCGACAGGACCCAGACGAAUCACCCUGGACCCUCAGAUAG
Molecule: messenger RNA, 4089 nt
Organism: Budorcas taxicolor (takin)
Lineage: Eukaryota; Metazoa; Chordata; Mammalia; Artiodactyla; Bovidae
Biological process (GO): virion assembly; proteolysis
Molecular function (GO): zinc ion binding; nucleic acid binding; RNA-DNA hybrid ribonuclease activity
Source: RefSeq, a predicted model, not a curated record